UCCAUUAAUGCCCGCAAUCUUCUAUUUCAUGAGACAAACCCAACCGUACAGUUUCCCACCAUAAUCAAACUUCCGUCAAUCCACCAAUCAUGUUCGACCAAAUGACUUUGAAUCCCAAGUGUCCCCCUUGUCAUAAUCUCUGAAACACACCCACAAUUCCCCAAUAGCAAUCACACAACACAAAAAUGGGGUUCUUCUUUGGACUGCUCGUCGGCAUUGCUAUCGGAAUUGGGUUGAUCAUGGCUUUUGCUCGGAGCGAGAGUAGGCGAUCCAAACGUCGCUCUGAAUUGGCCAAGAUUAUUGCAGCGCUUGCAAGGAUGACAGUGCAAGAUUCCAGAAAGCUUAUUGCACCUCAGUAUUAUCCAUCUUGGGUUAUUUUCACGCAGCAACAGAAGUUGAGUUCAUUUCACAUUUUUCUCACCUGGCUCAACCAACAUCUUGACAAGAUCUGGCCAUACGUUAAUGAAGCAGCAUCGGAGCUGAUAAGGAGCAAUGUGGAACCAAUACUCAAACAAUAUACCCCGGCUGUCUUGGAUUCACUCAAAUUCUCCACAUUAACCCUUGGCACUGUGGCUCCACAAUUUACAGGAAUUUCCCUUGUUGAAAGUGAAUGUGGAGCUGAGGGAGUCACUAUGGAGUUUGAGAUACAAUGGGAUGGUGAUCCAGAUAUUGUAAUUGAUAUCAAUACCCAUGUUGGUCUUGCACUACCUGUAGAGGUGAAAGAUAUUGGAUUCACUGGGGUUUUCAGGUUAAUCUUCAAACCACUAAUUGACCAGUUUCCUUGUUUUGGAGCUGUUGCAUAUUCCUUAAGAGAAAAGAAAAAGCUGGACUUUGUGUUUAAAGUCUCAGGUAGUGAAAUAUCAGCAAUUCCAGGAGUCUCCGAGGCUCUUGAGGAAACAAUACGAGAUGCUAUUGAAGAUUGUAUUACUUGGCCAGUUCGUAACAUUAUUCCCAUUAUACCUGGCGAUUACAGUGACUUGGAGUUGAAGCCCGUUGGAACAUUAGAAGUGAAGCUUGUAGAAGCCAAGGAGUUAACGAAUAAGGACAUAGUAGGAAAAUCAGAUCCUUUUGCUGUGAUAUUCAUACGUCCACUUCCUAACAGAACAAAAACCAGCAAAGUUAUUGACAACGAUUUAAACCCAAUAUGGAAUGAGCACUAUGAGUUCAUAGUUGAAGAUCAAUCAACUCAACGCUUGACAGUAAGAAUUUUCGAUGAUGAAGGACUUCAGGCUGCAGAAUUCAUUGGCUGUUGUCAAAUUCCACUGAGUUCGCUUGAGCCUGGUAAAGUGAAGGAUGUGUGGUUAAAACUUUUGAAGGAUUUGGAGAUCCAGAGAGAUACCAAGUACCGGGGUCAGGUGCACUUGGAGCUGUUAUACUGCCCUUAUGGUACAGAUGGGAACAUUGUAAACCCGUUCGACCAUGACUUCUCCUUGACCUCUUUGGAAAAGGCUUUGAAGAUUGAAAAUUUAACAAAAGCAGAGUUGAGAAAAAUAUCUACCAAGAAGAAGAAGGAAAUGUUUAUAAGAGGAGUACUAUCUGUAACAGUUAUAUCUGCAGAAGACCUACCAAAAGUAGAUUUUAUGGGGAAGGCUGACCCGUAUGUUGUCCUUGUUAUGAAGAAAUCUGAAGCAAAGCAAAAGACCAGGGUCAUAACGAACAACUUGAAUCCAGUUUGGAAUCAGACAUUUGACUUCAUGGUGGAGGAUGCAUUACAUGAAAUGUUAAUUGUCGAAGUUUGGGACCAUGACACUUUUGGGAAGGAUAGAAUAGGGAGAGUGAUCAUGACACUCACCAGGGUCUUAAUGGAAGGAGAAUAUCAGGAAUGCUAUCCCAUAGACAUUGCCAAAUCUGGAAGGAUUACUCUGAGUCUCAAAUGGGUUGCACAGCAUAAAGUCCGUGAUUCUUGAUCUGAUCAAAGACGACGUGGCCUACAUUGUUUUUGCAGUUUUGCUAGAGUUGAAGGUCCGAUUUCUUUGCAUGACAGGUUAAGGAAAUUCAUUCAUUCAUUCCUUGCACAUAAUAGAUUUUACUUAUCUCCCAAAGCUAAAACAAAUCUUACUCGAGUCAGAUGUAGUUCAGAUUAUUUUACACUUCAGAAAUCUUCACAUGUUUGAGCUCUAUUUUUUCUGUUGUACAUACGGAAGAGAUUAACGGAAUUUCAUAUCGGAUGAGAUUUUUUUCGAUAUGGAUAGAAAUGGGGACAGUUAUACCAUAUAUUUUGAUAGACCGCUCACAGUACGUGGUUCUACUUAUAUAUAGAAAAGAUCAUGAAAGAGGC
Molecule: messenger RNA, 2278 nt
Organism: Rosa rugosa (rugosa rose)
Lineage: Eukaryota; Viridiplantae; Streptophyta; Magnoliopsida; Rosales; Rosaceae
Product: synaptotagmin-4-like
Exons: 13
Coding region: 186-1907 (573 amino acids)
Cellular component (GO): endoplasmic reticulum
Molecular function (GO): lipid binding
Source: RefSeq, a predicted model, not a curated record